ACCAACUUUCUAGUUGUUUCCUUCUACAUGACCUCAGUGAUUUAGCUAUCGAACAGAAGUCGUGAACAUUUUCAUUUUUCCAUAGCUGUAACAGACAGAUUGCAGCUUCCCUACCAUUGAUCUUUCUAUCCAAACCAACUUGUAUCUUUUCACAUUAUAAACACAACAAACAAAGAGAGGGGCAAAAUGGUGCUGGAUUACUCCAAAUGGGAUAACCUGGAGCUGAGCGAUGACUCGGAUAUUGAGGUGCACCCGAACGUCGACAAACGAUCCUUUAUUCGUGCGAAACAGAACCAGAUUCACCAGCAGCGCCUUCAGAGAAAGCACCAAAUUGAGACGCUCAAAUAUGAACGUGUAGUCAACGAUGGCCUGAUCACUCGCAUAGAUGAGCUUCUCAAGGCUCUUCAGUCCCACGAAGAGAGCUCGCGCAACCCGGACGAGCUUGUUUUCCAAGCACUCAUUGAGUCGGCAGGAGAUCCAUCCAAGGACCAGCCGCCGCCAAGACCCGAGGGAGUCUAUGCCAGGGUGGAAGAGCAACCAACAUAUUCGAAAAUGAUGGCAGUUCUUAUCGAUCAAGUGAAGAAGGAAGUCGAUAACCAGAAACCGGAAAAUCGACUGGAGGGAUACAUAAAGGAGAUCCAAGUACACCAGCAAAAGGUCAAUGGCCUACAAAACGAGCUUCUGGACAAGCUGGCCGAGCUCGAAGAGGACGAGCACCGGAAAAUCACAAGUGAAAGCAUACACACCGGUUUCGACAGCACAUUUAUUUCGAAAUCAAAGGACAACAAGAGCAGCUCUUCUUCGCAAGGCAAAAAAGCUGAGACGGUUGAAGUCUUGAACCCCGGGGCGCUUAAGAACCAGGAGCACCUGACUCGCGCUGAUGGACAAACGACUUCUUCCGGGGCCGAAGCAGAUGUAGAAGAGGCUGCGGACGAGACUGGCGGCGGCGAGGAGAACAUUGAGCCUACGAAGCUAGGAAAAGAAUUUGCCAAGAUCAAAGUCGGCGACUACCGCGCCAGCCUGCAGUUCAUCUCCGAGCACCCUGACGUUGUGACGGAGCGCGAGACAGAUGGGCUUCUCAUUGAAGGAUUCAACAACCAGAUGGCAGGUAACGAAGAAUACGCCCGUCAGUGCAUUCACCAAGGCCUGCUCCUUCAAUACUGUCGAACCCUCGGCCGUGAUGGCGUAGGACUAUUCUUCAAACGGAUCACGACCCCCGGCCAUCAAGCGCAAAAGGUUUUCCAGGACGACGUCUCUACCACCUAUGGCCGGAUCAAGACCCGGGCUGCUGAAAUUGCCAAAGAACGCGCCAGCGGUGAAGGGGAAGGCGCUGGCGGAGUCGAGCAGAUCCAAUUACACGCCGUCGACCCCGGCACGAGCAUCAACAUCAAUAUUCCCCGGCCGGACAGCGAGGAAGAAGUUGAGAAGAAGGCAAGAGGCGUGUUUGAUUCGUUCCCUCCGGGCCUGCAACGUGCCCUCGAGAGCGGAAGCCUCGACGAGGUCAACAAGGUGCUCGCCAAGAUGAGCGUCGAAGAGGCCGAAGAAGUCGUCGGCCAACUCGGUGAGAAUGGAAUGCUCAGCUUGGAAGAGAAUAUCAUCGACGCCACUACCGAAGAAGGCCAGAAGGCGCUCAAGGAGAUUGAAGCUCAAGAAAAGGCCAGAAAGGAAGAAGUCACAACUGCCGCGCCUGACCCCGAGUAGAUGGCGCGGGAAAGAAAAGGCAAUCUUACGCUCAGAAGGAUAAUAUCUUGAGAUAUAAUUUGAUAAUCUCGAGGUUUUUUUUUAAAUGUAAAAAACGUUUUCAGCAUUCACGAGCGGCGGAAAAUAGUAAUGGCAUCGUAGCAGUCAUUGAAUUUAGGUAACAAUUUUAUUUCAAAUAAAAAUAAUUAAAGAAGAAAAGGAGAAAUUUCGAAGUUGUUAAAAAAGAGAUAUCGUCUAGUGGCG
Molecule: messenger RNA, 1944 nt
Organism: Xylona heveae TC161
Lineage: Eukaryota; Fungi; Ascomycota; Xylonomycetes; Xylonales; Xylonaceae
Product: Cdc37 family protein
Exons: 4
Coding region: 187-1701 (504 amino acids)
Biological process (GO): protein stabilization; protein folding
Cellular component (GO): cytoplasm
Molecular function (GO): protein-folding chaperone binding; heat shock protein binding; protein kinase binding
Source: RefSeq, a predicted model, not a curated record